This is a messenger RNA of Lasiodiplodia theobromae, 1548 nucleotides long. RefSeq names its product Coatomer subunit protein. Gene Ontology annotation, biological process: retrograde vesicle-mediated transport, Golgi to endoplasmic reticulum; endoplasmic reticulum to Golgi vesicle-mediated transport; Golgi localization. Gene Ontology annotation, cellular component: COPI vesicle coat; cytosol. The coding region runs from base 1 to 1548 and encodes 515 amino acids. NCBI's taxonomy places the organism in Eukaryota, Fungi, Ascomycota, Dothideomycetes, Botryosphaeriales, Botryosphaeriaceae. The record is from RefSeq and is a predicted model, not a curated record. The transcript has 3 exons.
AUGGUUGUCCUAGCAGCAUCGAUAUGCACGCGCGGCGGCAAGGCCGUUCUCUCGCGCCAGUUCCGUGAGAUGCAGCGCUCCCGCAUUGAGGCUCUUCUGGCUUCUUUCCCCAAGCUCGCCGACUCGGGAACCCAACACACCACCGUCGAGCAGGACAACGUCCGCUACGUCUACCAACCCCUUGACGAGCUCUACAUGGUCUUGAUCACGAACCGCCAGUCCAAUAUUCUCCAGGACAUCGACUCGCUCCACCUGUUUGCCCAGGUUGUGUCCAGCAUAUGCAAGAGCCUCGACGAGCGCGAGAUCCUGCGCAAUGCCUUCGAGCUGCUCAGCGCCUUCGACGAGCUCGUCACCCUCGGAUACAGGGAGAACCUGACAUUGAGCCAGAUCAAGACUUUCUUGGACAUGGAGUCUCACGAGGAGCGGAUCCAGGAGAUUAUUGCUCGCAACAAGGAGCUCGAGGCCAGCGAGGAGCGCAAGCGGAAGGCCAAGCAACUGGAGAUGCAGCGCAAGGAGAUGUCCCGUACAGGUCGUGCUGGUGGUGUCCCUCGUACUCCCUCGUACCCCACCUAUACGCCCAGCGUCCCCACCACCGUGCCCGAUACCUACGACAGCUACAAUGCGGCCAAGAACGAGACCAAGAAGCCUAUGGCGGUCAGAGGCAAGGGCAUGCAGCUGGGCAAGAAGUCGAAGACCACCAAUAUGUUCGACGCUGUUCGCGCCGAUCUGGGCGCGGAUGCCGAAGCGUCGGCGCCUUUGGUUUCCAGCACUCCCACGCCUGCUACCGCUCCCUCGGCGCCUGCGCGCGCAUCUCUUUCAGGUGACCGUGAGAGCGUCCACAUCACUCUUGCCGAGACCAUUACCGCUAGGCUCAGCAAAGAAGGGUCGCUUGAGCACUUCGAAAUCAAGGGCGAUCUGCAGUUGCGCAUUAGCGACUCAGCGCUUACCCAGGUCAGGUUGGACCUUGACAUGGGUAACACCCGCGGAGCCCAGCUCUCCGCGCAUCCUAAGGUCGACAAGCCCUCGUUCCGGAACGACAAGAUCAUUCAAUUGGCGGACGCAUCCAAAGGCUUCCCUGUGAAUAUGGCGGUUGGUGUUCUGAAGUGGAGGUUGGCUGCGAAGCCCGGCGAGAUCGAUGACCCGCCGAUCAACUUCACGGUGUGGGUCAGCGAAGCGGAAAACAACACGUGGAGCGUUACCAUCGAGUAUGAAUUGACCGGUGGGGACACGCUGAAGGAUGUCACCGUGACGAUCCCGUAUAGCACAAGCGAGCCGUCGGUGUCGAGUUUCGACGCAGUAUACGAGGUUUCGGGAGAUAGUCUGGAAUGGAACAUCGGCACGGUGGACGCUGAUAACUCAACUGGAAGCUUCGAAUUUGAGGCCCAAGCCGACAGCGAUGCUGAGUUCUUCCCCAUGAGGGUACACUUCGCCAAAUCGAAGCCAUUCGUGGAAAUCGACGUCUCGACUGUCACCCUGCUGAACGAGAACCAGGACAUCUCCUUCUCCAAGGACAUCAAGUCGGUUGCAGAGAACUACGAGGUCGUUUAA